Messenger RNA from Quercus robur (English oak), 687 nucleotides. RefSeq lists its product as uncharacterized. Lineage: Eukaryota; Viridiplantae; Streptophyta; Magnoliopsida; Fagales; Fagaceae. The coding region runs from base 1 to 687 and encodes 228 amino acids. The transcript has a single exon. The record is from RefSeq and is a predicted model, not a curated record.
AUGGAGGACCUCGUUGGACAGUGUGCCCGCUUCUCCCUCCACACGAAGGAAUGUCAAACAAUUCCCUUAGCACAAGACGUGGAGGAUAAUAGCAAAGUACUUGUAGUGAAACUCUUUACCAAGCAUCAAGUUAGCAUGGAAGCAUUCUCGCGAACGCUAAAAAGCAUGUGGCACUUUGUAAAAGAUUUUGAAAUUAGAGACCUUACAUCAAAAGAAGUACUACUACUAUUCGCCGACAAGACCGACAUGCAAAAAAUCCUCUCUCAGGGGCCUUGGUCUUUUGACAAAUACUUGAUAGGCCUAUACAAACCCGGUACGAUAGAAUCGGUGGAUGAUGCAAAUUUUGACACCGUUUCAUUUUGGAUCCAAAUUCAUGACCUCCCUCUUAGUCGUAUGAACAAAAACAACGCCGUAGCUAUAGGAAAUACUCUUGGCGAAGUUGAACAGGUUGAUGCCUCACCGUCUGGAGAUUGUUGUGGAUGCUACCUUCGACUUCGUGUCAACAUUAAUAUCACCCAACCUCUCUACCGAGGGCGCUACGUCGAUCUGGGAGACUCGGAACCCCUUUAUAUUUCACUUCAAUAUGAGCGCAUGCCUAUUUUUUUGCUAUUGGUGUGGCUUUUUGAAUCACAACGAGGGAGACUACAAACUCUGGCCCGACAGCAACAAAACUGUAAACAAGGAUGA